AUGAAGGACCAAGAUGGACAAGAGGAGGAGACAAACAAAGGGAACAGAGGUGUCCCAGGAGAGGAACUAUCUGAUGUGGUUACCCAGAGACAAGAAGAUGCAGCUCUUGAGAGGAAAUGGUUGGAACAUGCUGGGCCUGAUAAAAUAGUCAUUGAACAGGAAGAUGAGCUAUUGAGAGCAGAGAAGGAGGCUGAGGAGCAUAAAACUAAUUUACAAGAAGUGGAAGAGAAACACAAACAAGAAGCCAAAGAAAAGAGAUCAUCCCUACAAUCAGAACUUAAUUAUAGCUACUACAGUUCAAUGGGGUUCCUAUCUUUACAUGAGAUUAGCACUACAACUAAUGAUGAUGAAGAUGAUGAGUUAUCUUCAGAGACUACUAGUCCCUAA
Gigantopelta aegis is the source of this 387-nucleotide messenger RNA. RefSeq lists its product as uncharacterized. Bases 1 to 387 code for a protein of 128 amino acids. The transcript has 3 exons. The record is from RefSeq and is a predicted model, not a curated record. Lineage: Eukaryota; Metazoa; Mollusca; Gastropoda; Neomphalida; Peltospiridae.